UCGAAAAAAUGUCGGAUUCGGAGUUAAGACAAAUGAUCCUGAACUUUAGGGUGUCUGAGCUACAGGUGUUACUGGGAUUUGCUGGGAGGAACAAGUCAGGAAAGAAGCAAGAACUACAGUACCGAUCCCUGGAAUUGUUGAAACUCGGGAGUACAUCAAUAAAUAUGAAAAUCCAAGAGCUUCAUAAGCAAAGGUUUCCAGCAAAUACAUCAUUGAUAACUUCCACUGACCCAGGCCAUCUCUAUGGUGUUCCACAUCCCCCACCAUCACAUAUAAAAGGACCCAGAGAUUCAAUACCAGGAAAUCAAUUAAUCCCUGGCAGUAGCCUUCACCCUGCCUCAAGCAUUGAUUACUCCUCCCCCAAACACAAUGUGCCCAACAUUCAAAGUGGAUAUAAUAUAACCAAAUAUCCAGUACAUCCUGAUGUUUGCCUGAAACCUUUACCAUUUUAUGACGUUCUUGCUGAAUUAUUAAAACCGAGUAGUUUGAUGCCCACAAAACCAGGGAGAUUUCAAGAAGAUAGCUUUACUUUUCAUUUAACCCCCCAGCAAGCCCAUGAUAUAGCAAUGUCACGAGGAAGCAAAGAUUAUGGAGUUCAAGUCCAGUUACGGUUUUGUCUUCUUGAGACCAGCUGUGAACAGGAGGACAACUUCCCUCCUAGCAUAUGUGUUAGGGUCAACUGUAAAAUGUGCCCUCUCCCGAAUCCUAUUCCUACCAACAAACCUGGAGUGGAACCCAAACGACCUAGUCGACCAGUAAAUAUUACAGGAUUGUGUAGGCUAUGUCCAACUGUUGCCAAUCAUAUUAGUGUGUCAUGGGCAUCAGAAUAUGGUCGGGGAUAUUCAGUAGCUGUAUACCUCGUAAGAAAACUAAGCUCCUCAACAUUACUUUCUCGACUUAGAAGUUCAGGAAUAAAAAAUCCUGACCAUACUAGAGCAAUGAUCAAAGAGAAGUUGCAGCAUGAUCCUGAUUCAGAAAUUGCUACUACCAGUUUAAGAGGAUCUUUAAUGUGUCCGUUAGGUAAAAUGAGAAUGCAGAUUCCAUGUAGAGUCACUACGUGUGUCCAUGUGCAGUGUUUUGAUGCAUCUUUGUACCUUCAAAUGAAUGAAAAGAAGCCCACAUGGAUAUGUCCAGUAUGUGAUAAACCUGCCAUUUUCUCAAAUCUGGUGAUUGAUGGGCUCUUCACUGAAAUCCUUAGUAAAGCUCCCACCGAGUGCUGUGAAAUUCAGUUUCAUGAAAAUGGAAGUUGGACACCUGUGUUACCUAAGAAAGAAAACAAGGUUAUUGGAAGCUCAGUAAUCCAAAAACCUUUACGUCAUCCUUCAACAUCUUCAAAAGAAAAGAAGAAGCCAAAUGUGGAAGUUAUUGACCUAACUCUUGAGAGUAGUAGUGAUGAGGAAGAACUCCCUCCUUCCACAUCUCAGUCUACACAUCCCUUCACUUUCUAUCUGAGUACUGGACAAUCUUCAAGUUCACCAAGCUCUUCUGGAGCACCUGGACCUAUAGUUUCAAUUCCAUCUCCUGCAUCUCCAUCAUCAUCCAACUCUUCUUUGCCUAGUAUCAUCAACUGUCCUCUUCCCCCUAUUUCAUCAUCUGUUUCCACUUCUUCAGUAACGAAGCAUUAUAACAGUUCAUUUCUUUCAGUAGCUUCACCUAUAGACUCAUCCAGUUCGUCCUCAUCGUCAUCUGCUGCAUCAUCUACUGGAAUUGGUUCCACUUCACUCCCACCUGUUCCGUCAUCUCUCUGCCCCAGUAUACCUGUGAUGGAUACAUCCACUCCUCCAUAUUAUCCUCCAGUCUCUAGCCCAUACUCUGACUUAUUAGUUCCUCAUUCAAGUCAUGUCAACUCUUAUCCAAAUUUUUCUGACCUAUAUACAAUUCUGGGUGGCUCUGAAAGUGAUCGACAGUUUGACUCCCUGUUUCAACAGAUGCCCUCUUCUUCAUCUACAGUUGUAAGUAGGCCAAACACAACCCCUCCUGAUGUAAUUUCCCUGGACUGACUGAGUCUGACCAUAUGUCAUUGACUACUAACAGAAACAAGGAACAAAAAAGAAAACCCAGUUUGGGAGAAAGUACCUGUCCUGUGUAUCAUUAUUGUAAUGCAUUUAUACACGGUGUUUCUAAAUAGAAGUCGGCAUAUAUAUAUAUAAAUAUUUGUAACCAUCUACAGAUAUGACUGAUAAAUCACACACUGUACCACACCAUUGUCUUAAUCACCUCUAGAUUAUCAUUCUCUGUACAUGAGCUUUGUAAGACAUACUUUAUGUAAUGGAGUUUUUGCAAAGUUAUAGCCCAAAUGCAGUUGUGUUUUUACCAUUUUUGGUACAUAUCCUGUGUCUUUAGCUUCACAAUAACCACCAUCAUUGAGUACAUCUUUCUAACUUUGUGAAAGUUUUACAGAAAGGAAAAAGAUAUUUUAUAACUGAGACAUUAUGAAAUCACUAUCAGUUUCACAUAGACUGUAUGUUAUUCAACUAUAAUAACUUCUGUGACUUGUUUGUAUUUCAUUGUUAAAAUGUUUAACAGACAGUGACUAUUAUCACUUUCCUUGUUAGCCAUUUAUGCAAGUAUUAACCUAAAUGUUGUAAGUAAUAUUAAAAAAGAAAAGUUCAUAGUAAAAAGGUAAGAUUUUACUAUCCACUUCAAAAGUCUGAACAGUUUUCACAUGUAUAGGUAAUAUUGAAUUGUUGACCAUAAUGUUUCAGAUAAUUACUACUCUAAUGCAAAAUGUGAGAAUAUUUUGUAAGUUGAAACUGUUAAUUCUUGGAAUACAAUUUUCAACUUUAUAUUUUUAUUUAAUGCAACCUGUAGCCCCAUCUUUUUGUGUUAUAUGUUGAGACAUUGAUGUACUAGAUAGAGAACCCAGUGAGUUAAUGCUAUAUGCAGCCCCAUUAUUUUGUGUUAUAUGUUGAUCUAUUAUUUGUAGACAUUGAUGUACUAGAUAGAGAACCCAGUGAGUUAAUGCUAUAUGCAGCCCCAUUAUUUUGUGUUAUAUGUUGAUCUAUUAUGUGCAGACAUUGAUGUACUAGAUAGAGAACACAGUGAGUUAAUGCUAUAUGCAGCCCCAUCUUUUUGUGUUAUAUGUUGAUCUAUUAUGUGCAGACAUUGAUGUACUAGAUAGAGAACCCAGUGAGUUAAUGCUAUAUGCAGCCCCAUUAUUUUGUGUUAUAUGUUGAUCUAUUGU
Messenger RNA from Limulus polyphemus (Atlantic horseshoe crab), 3184 nucleotides. Its product is annotated as E3 SUMO-protein ligase PIAS2-like. The transcript is spliced from 15 exons. Bases 9 to 2000 code for a protein of 663 amino acids. Gene Ontology annotation, molecular function: transcription coregulator activity; SUMO ligase activity; zinc ion binding. Lineage: Eukaryota; Metazoa; Arthropoda; Merostomata; Xiphosura; Limulidae. Gene Ontology annotation, biological process: regulation of transcription by RNA polymerase II; protein sumoylation. The record is from RefSeq and is a predicted model, not a curated record.